This is a messenger RNA of Scophthalmus maximus (turbot), 4029 nucleotides long. Its product is annotated as lysosome membrane protein 2. NCBI's taxonomy places the organism in Eukaryota, Metazoa, Chordata, Actinopteri, Pleuronectiformes, Scophthalmidae. Gene Ontology annotation, molecular function: scavenger receptor activity. The record is from RefSeq and is a predicted model, not a curated record. Bases 381 to 1943 code for a protein of 520 amino acids. The transcript has 13 exons. Gene Ontology annotation, biological process: receptor-mediated endocytosis; protein targeting to lysosome. Gene Ontology annotation, cellular component: membrane; cytoplasm; lysosome.
CGCCUUUAAUGAACCGCUACAAAUACUCCACUCGACAGUUCUUUUUGUGGACGCUCCCAGGACGCCGGGCCAGACGCACUGAAGGCGAGCACGUGGUUGGCCAGAGCAGUGAACCGCUUCAUUAUUAACCACAAGUAAACAGACGCUCCCCGGACCGCUGUGUGACUCGGACGCGGCGGAGGACCGAACAGACGUCUCCCCAUCGUCACUCGCAGUUGCUCCCGGACCAAAAAUAACCUUUUCAUUUUCAACUUUACAACUAAACAAGAGCACAGCAUUAGGGGGAAUCAAGCUCGCAGCUCUUGUUUUUUAGGAUUUGUGUCCGAAGACUUCAAGUCAGCGGCCAUCCUCCCAACGGCCUCUUGCCAGCACCUGCCAACAUGACCCGCAGGUCCUGCGCGAUCUACGCGGUCGGGAUCAUCUGCGCCAACCUGCUGGUCAUCGGGAUCGGCUUGUUAGUGGUCCAAACCUUCCGCACGCUGAUGCACAACCGCCUCAAAAAGGAGAUUGUUUUGGUGGAGGGCAGCCGAGUGUUUGAAUCAUGGAAGACCCCUCCCCCUCCAGUCUACAUGGAGUACUUCUUCUUCAAUGUGACCAAUCUGGAUGAGUUCAUGAAAGGGGCCAAGCCAGAAGUCAAACAGGUCGGACCCUACACGUACAGGGAGUACAGGUACAAGGACAAUGUGAGCAUGGUGGACAAUGGCACAAUGGUGUCCGCAUACAACACCAAAAGCUUUGUGUUCCUGAGAGAGAGGUCCGUGGGUGAUCCAGCUGUUGAUAACAUCACCACUGUCAACAUCCCCGCAUGGGCUGUGAUGAACAAGGUGAAAGACAGUUUCUGGAAGUCCUCCAUGGUGUCCAUCUGGAUGAACUCUUUCGGAACCAGUCUCUUCACUACUCUCACCGUGGAUGAGUUGCUGUGGGGUUACGAAGAUCCCUUGCUGAAGCGCAUCUCAGCCACUUCACCUGACGUGGAGAAGGUCUUUGGCCUCAUGUACAAGAAAAAUGGAAGCAAUGAUGGGGAAUUCGUCUACCACACCGGGGAGCAGAACUACAUGGAUUAUGGCCGGGUCCAAACGUGGACUGGUCAAAGCAAGCUGACGUUCUGGACGACUAACCAAAGCAACAGCAUCAAUGGAUCAGAUGGAAGUGCUUUCCAUCCCUUGCUGGACAAGAAUGAGCGCAUCUACAUCUUCACCCCAGACCUCUGCAGGUCCAUCUACAUGGAGUUUGAGAAGGAGGUCGAGGUGAAGGGAAUCCCAGCCUACCGCUUCACGCCACCUCGCUCUGUUUUUGCCAGCAAAGAGGAGAACCCAGCCAACGAGGGUUUUUGCGUCACCCCCCAGGAGUGCUUGGGAACGGGCCUGGUCAAAGUCAGUCCCUGUCGUAAAGGUGCCCCGGUGGUCGCCUCCUUCCCCCAUUUCUACCUGGCAGAAGAUAAAUAUGUGGAAGCCAUUGGAGGAAUGUCUCCGCAAAGACAGCAUCACCAAACGUUUCUCGACCUGAACCCGACCACUGGAGUGAUUGUACGUGCAAACAAGAGAGCACAGAUCAACAUCUUGAUCAAAAGAAUUCCUGGAUUCCCGAAAACAAGGAGCGUGAACGAAUCAAUCUUUCCUGUCAUGUUCCUCAACGAGAGCGUGGUCAUUGACGACGCGUCUGUGGCACGAGUACAGAAGCUGCUGCUGAUUGUCAAUGUCGUGUCCAACUUCCCCCUCAUCAUUGUGGGACUGGGUGUCAUCAUGCUCAUUGUCUUCAUCAUCCUCCUGGUCCGUGCCCGCAAACAGACGAAUGAAGUUAAGCGCAUUGUGUUUACCAAGCCCCACUAUACUGCCACUGCUGAAGAGGACACCUCUUACUCUCCGGUCAACGACAAGGAAAAGGAUGAUCCCCAAAACGGAACCUAUAUUGGUUUAACACCCAAAGCCGACGCACAAGCUUGAGCGGGAGGGAAGGAAUGGUUGGAAACAAGCUUUGUACAUCUACAACCUUCAGAAUUGCAAGAAGGGAUUUGGGUUUUCGGGAGAGAUACAAACAAAAUCCUCCAUGGAAAAAAUGUCUAAACCUUUGUAAUUGGAAAUCUAUUUAUUCUUGAUGUUUUACUCCCGGGAUGGGGCGGGGGGAGGGUAGAGGAAGGGGAGAUGUGUUUUUUCUUUGAGUUUUACUCAUGGAAAUCUACUUUAAGUUCAAGUCUAGGAAACAGUAUUCUCAGAAACAAGGUCUGUGUGAAGGGUGGUUUCUUGCUGUUAGUUUGAAUCAGUUGCUGAUCAUAAAUACAUUUUGAUUACAGGCUGCAGAUCUGAUGGAGAACAAUCUGCGUUUGGUCCCACACAAACAAAACACACCCUCUUAAACCUGAGCUGUGGGAGGAUUAGAUUUCAACGCCGUGGCCUCACCUCAUUCUCUGUUUGUCCGCAUUAGAUCCUUGACUUGCUUUGACCUUUUAAGAUUUUAGCGACUGACAACCAUGUGACAGGGAAUAGAGGCUGAUCUGGGAACAGGCUUCCGAAAUCCAUAAAAUGUGAGGUGUUUUUUUAAAAUUCACUCUCGGGGGGUCUGCUUAGAUAUUAUUCAAGCAUUAAAAAAAGGAGCAAAAUAUACAGCAAGAAGACAUUUGAAUCAAUCCAGUAUUACUACAUUGCAUUUCAUCCUGAACUCCACAUUUUUUGGCUCAUUAUUAUAUUCUAUUUGGAGGGACAUGAUUGUUGCCGUACCUGAAUAACCUUCAGCGCACAGCGUUUGUUUGUAUAUACACAGGUAAAGAUGUCCCAAUCUGCUUACAUUCCUCCUUGGUGUAUGAUGGGAAUGAAUAUCAAAUAUGACGCUGUAUAUUUUGAAUACUUUAAUGUUUGUAAAAUAAGACAUCUUUCUCAAUGUUUUACUGAAGAACUUCAGAGUUCCAUAACAAUCAACUCUUUCGUCAGCCAUCUAAAGCCUUAAUAUGACAGGGUUUUGUGGUUGAUACUGAAUUUACUGAAUUUAUGUGUUGACAGUAUCAUAUACUAACUGACAUCGCCAUAUCAAAAUGUAAUUCAGUUUACUACCAUUUCAAAAUGUGCUUUCAUGAUGCUGUUGUUGAAUAACUCGCUAGCGUCUUUGGUGAAGAAUAUGACGCCCCCAACCUUCUUUCUUUUCAGCGUUUAUGAAAGACUGCAGGAGAUUUCAUGUCAGGUUGUCCAACCAAAACUCAACUCAAAAAAAACAUGUGAUUGUUCAAUAUUAAGAAAUGCUGUAGCUGUGCCUUUAAAACAAUCAGUGUUACUUUGUCUUUUCCGUUUUCACACGUUCUGUGGAAUAUCACGUUCCUCCAGCUACCAAACAAAAAUGGGGCAUGGAAAUGUUUUUUUUAAAAUAGUUUUUACAUAGAUGAAGAGUCAAACUGCACUUUGGAAACACUGAAAUGCUUGACUGAUAGAUUGUUGUACAGACCUACGACUUUCUCUGACUUCAGGUGCCAUAUAAGGCAAUCUAGAAAAUGCUGCAGAAUGACUUAUUAUGAACUGUGAUGAGGCCAGCUAUUAUUUCCGCUCGUAUUCUUAGUCGUAACAUUUUAUGAAUGAGUUACUUCAGCUACAAACAAUAGUGGAGAAGCUGCAUGUUUCACUUAGAGGCUUCUGUGCCCUUGUGUGAUUUAACAAGUUGUGUUAGAUGUAUACUUUAAUUCAGUUAACAGUAUGUACAGUAAUAAAACUGAACGAGAAUAGAAGAGAUUUUUGGAGAGAACAAAAUGUAGUGUUGUAAAUUUAGGAGAGGGUGGAUGAAUGGAUAAAUCACUAAAUGCUUGAUGCAAAAAUACACAGUAUUACACAAUAUUACCGUAUAGGGUAAAUUAUGUUGUUACACUGAUAAAACCAAAAGACAGCACAGUUUGGAUUUAUACACAGGGCUGUUUUGUGCCAUAUUUUUGAUUACAGGCUGUACUCUCAAAAUUGAUUGUAGAAAAAAAAGUAAUCGAUGGCCUUUUUUGAGGCGUUGACUGUUUAAUACUGUUUAUACUGUGUACACAACAAUAAAAUUAGUUCCAGUAAA